GGAAUGCCACGACAGACACAAAAACCAAAGAAGCAAACCAAAGCAAGCAAACCAAGCAAACAAGAAGCUUCAUCCCAGUUUUGUUGCUGAACACGCUCGACCAAUUCCCCCAACACAGCCAUGUGUGGCAUCUUCGCUUACCUCAACCACAAUGUUGAGCGCGACCGCAAGUUCAUCGUGGACACGCUCAUCAAGGGCCUGAAGCGCCUGGAGUACCGCGGCUACGACUCCGCCGGUAUUGCCAUUGAUGGUGACGACAAGCAGGCUGAGGAUGUCAACAACAUCACCAUCAUCCGCAGCCGUGGCAAGGUCCAGACCCUGGAAGACAAGGCACACCAAGCGAUGGUUGCGACGCGCCUUGGGUCCCCGCUGCUUGUUGGCAUCCGCACGGACGACGCUGCCGACGCCCCCGACGCCAUCCCCAUCCUCCUCUCGGACCCGAAGAAGAGCAAGGAGCCCGUCACGUCCGACCGCUUCAUGCGCCGCACCAAGUCCUGGGAGCACCUGGACACGCACGAGCCUGUCGAGUACUUUCUCGCCUCGGACGCCAGCGCGGUGGUCGAGCACACCCGCCGCGUCAUCUUCCUCGAGGACAACGACGUUGUCAACAUUUCCGGCGGCCACCUGUCGCUGCACCACCUCAAGACAGCCGGCACCAACCCAAGCAACAUGGCCCGCUCCCGCAACGUCCAGACGCUUGACAUGAAGAUCCAGCAGAUUAUGAAGGGGGCCUUUUCCCACUUUAUGCAGAAGGAGAUCUUUGAGCAGCCUGAGUCGGUUGUCAACACGAUGCGCGGCCGCGUGCGCUUUGAGGACAAGAUGGUGAAGCUCGGCGGUCUCGUUGAUCACAUUGGCGACAUCAAGCGCUGCCGCCGUCUCCUCUUCGUCGCCUGCGGCACCAGCUACAACUCUGCCAUCGCCACCCGCCAGUUCAUCGAGGAGAUGACGGAGCUGCCUGUGAUUGUGGACAUUGCGAGCGAUUUCCUUGACCGCCGCUGCCCCAUCUUCCGUGACGACGUGUGCUUCUUCAUCAGCCAGUCUGGCGAGACGGCAGACACGCUCAAGGCCCUGCGCUAUUGCAAGUCAAAGGGCGCCCUCACCGUCGGUAUCACAAACACGGUUGGCUCGUCAAUUUCGCGUGAGACGUCGUGCGGCGUGCACAUCAACGCUGGCCCCGAGAUUGGCGUUGCCAGCACCAAGGCAUACACGUCGCAGAUUCUCACGCUGCUCAUGUUUGGCCUGAUGAUGGCGGAGGACAGCAAGCAGAAGGAGAGCCGGCGCCUGGCUGUGCUCAAGGACCUGUCCAGGCUCCCCGAGCUGAUCCAGAAGACGCUGGACCUCAGUGAGAGCAUCAAGGAGAUGGUGCAGAAGUACAUGACGAGCAAGAACAUGCUGCUGCUCGGCCGCGGCUACGCCUUUGCCAACUGCCUCGAGGGCGCACUCAAGAUCAAGGAGCUGACGUACAUGCACGCGGAGGGCAUUCUCGCUGGCGAGCUCAAGCACGGACCACUUGCCCUCAUCGACAACACCAUGCCCGUCGUCAUGGUGAUCAACGACGACGACUCUGUGACGAAGAGCCACAAUGCACUUGAGCAGGUUGUUGCGCGCGGCGGCCUUCCCCUGGUCAUCUGCCCAGACACGCUCGACAUCAAAGUGCAGAAGGGCACUGUGAAGCUGGACUUCCUGCACAUUCCGAAGACGGUGGACUGCCUCCAGUCUGUGAUCAGCGUGAUUCCGCUGCAGCUGCUCGCCUACCACCUGGCCACGCUCAAGGGCCACGAUGUGGACUGCCCUCGCAACCUCGCCAAGUCGGUCACCGUCGAGUGAGGCGCGCACCUCUUGUGCCGCACACACACACACACAAACACUCACUCACUCACUCACUCACUCACUCACUCACACACACACACACACACACACACACACACACACUCUCUCUCUCUCUCGCUGUGACUGUCUUGCGCCCCUUGCCUCCUUCUCUUUCACCCACCUACCACCGCUUUUCUUGUUUGCAUCCGCUAUAUGCUUGUGAGCGGUGCUGGUCUCGGUGCUAUUGUUGUCGGUGUGCAGUGGCCUAUUCUUGUCAGACCCUUUCCAAUUUGUUGUCGGGUCGGUGAAAAGUUGUGGCGUGUUGUCGUUGGUGGUGCGGUGAUAGCUUGCCAAAGAAGAGGGGGAGGGCGGCAUGUUUGUCGAUGGGAGUUGUGGCGGUGGGGGCGGCUUGCUUGUGAAGGAACAGCGUGUGAUUUGCGCUUGCUCUUACUAUUGUUGCAUGUGCAUGUGCAUGUGCAUGACAGCCGUUUGUGUCUGCCACUUUUGCUGCCAUCCUUCCUCCGUUCUUACGACGCCCUCAUGUCUUCUUCCACUUCUCUGUUGUUGUUUAUGGUGGUGAUCGACGAACGAAUGAACGCAAAGGUUGCACGUG
This is a messenger RNA of Salpingoeca rosetta, 2422 nucleotides long. Its product is annotated as Gfpt1 protein. The record is from RefSeq and is a predicted model, not a curated record. The transcript has 7 exons. Gene Ontology annotation, molecular function: L-glutamine:D-fructose-6-phosphate transaminase (isomerizing) activity; carbohydrate derivative binding. Lineage: Eukaryota; Choanoflagellata; Craspedida; Salpingoecidae. Gene Ontology annotation, biological process: UDP-N-acetylglucosamine metabolic process; protein N-linked glycosylation; carbohydrate derivative biosynthetic process. Bases 121 to 1827 code for a protein of 568 amino acids.